Molecule: messenger RNA, 564 nt
Organism: Camellia sinensis
Lineage: Eukaryota; Viridiplantae; Streptophyta; Magnoliopsida; Ericales; Theaceae
Source: RefSeq, a predicted model, not a curated record
AUGAUUGACAAUUUGUGGGAAACUGAUGAUUGGAAGGUAAAGUCAGAGAAUGCGAUGAAAGCGAGAGGUUGUGUGAAGUAUAAUCAUACGAGUGGCUUGAGAUCAUUUGCAUCGCGAGCAUCUAUCAUUGUACAAGGAAGCAAACCGACUAUUACGAAACUAUUCGAGGACACCCACAAACGUCACCGACAUGGGGGAGUGUGGAUAAAUAACACAGCUGAGGAACAUCAUGCCACUAUGGUUUCAAAGAUCGCUGAGCAAUCUCAACCUAGUGUCACACAUCCAUUGUCUGAGGAGCAGAUUUCCAGAGAAGUACUUGGGAAGAGGUCGGUCUACUUGAAGGGAUACGGGAUCCGCAAGGACAGUACUUCAUCUUCUACACAUUUUGAGGCUCCUAACUCCGAGGUUGUUGAGCGGUUCCAAGAAUUGUUUGGUCAGACAAAGUAUAAGGAGGCUGCAGAACUUGCUGCAGAGUCACCGCAAGGAAUUCUCCGCACUUCUGACACUGUUGCUAAAUUUCAGAGUGUUCUAGUGCAAGCUGGGCAAACACCUCCUUUGCUGUAG